CACCGAUCUCGACGCCGGAUGUUGUCGAACGUUAUCGACGCCUUGUCCCGAGACCCGCCUUCAUCGUCUGUGCUGCAGGCCCCUCUUCACCUUUUCCUAGGCCUUAUUAUCGACGGAUCAGCCAGUAUCACUGUCGUCUGCGGGAACGUUCGUAUCACACACUUCUAGUUUGUCGUCUGUGGACUGAGGCUCGACAGAAUGUUUACGAUUUGUCUAGCGGGCUUGAAGACAGCAAACAAAAGCGGCUAAAGGACAGAAAUUCUUGGGCCCAGCUGCCUCCUACACAAUACUAUGGAAGUACCGAACUCACCUCGCGAAGUGUCACCCGCAGUCGCGCUUCUGGCGGUUCCUGCUCAUCCAGUCAACCGGAAGCGCAAGCAUGCCGCCAUCUCUGGAGGGGCCACGGCGUCCCCAGCGCCCUCAGAACGCGCAGACACGCCAAACCACAAUCCAGAGAACGUUGUCCUGCAUAAGCUCGACCUGUCCAGCCGACCUCGCCUGACCAUCUCUCGACAUCCUGGCUUCAUCCCCAUCGUGCCUGGCUCGCCAUACUGCACUACCGAACCCCUAUGCAUCAACCGACUUAACUUCCGAUACACGCCUGCAGGCGUCACAGGCAAGGAAGGCGGGGUGCCCUUUCGAACUAUCGAGUCGGCUCCGACGGCGUUCCGAGUUUCCUGGGAAGACCGGAGUCCGUUCAUCAAGGUCACGCAGGACGGCCUGGGUCUCCGCGGCGACAAGGGCUUCAGGAGCGCGCGCUGCAACGCGCCCGUGCGCGAGGGGAAGUGGUAUAUGGAGGUGACGAUCGGCCUCGGCGGGGGCGACCGGCCGCUGGAGAGCAAGCGGACAGAGGGGAGCCAUGUGCGAUUCGGGUGGGCGCGGCGCGAGGCACCGCUGAACGGCCCCGCGGGGCUCGACAGCUAUAGCUACGCGAUGCGCGACAAGUCGGGCGAGAAGGUACACCUGUCGCGCCUGCGGCCGUACGGGCAGCCGCUCAGGUCGGGCGACGUCAUUGGCAUGUACAUCUCGCUGCCGUCUCCGAAGCGCCAGCUGAAGAAGAACGACCCGUACGACCCGGCGCACGUCAAGCGCGAGCGCAUCGCAAUCGAAUUUAAGGGCCAGGAGUACUUCGAGUCGCUCGAAUAUUCGCAGUCCAAGGAGAUGAUCGCGCUCAUGACCGAGAACGACCGCAAAAAGGCCCCAGGGUCGACGCCGGCACCUGCAUCUUCGAAGAAGUCAGCGACUGUGAAGAAUCUGCCGUCGACGUCACGCGGCGGCAAGAGCGGCUUUCCAGAGCCUGCACCUAUGCGCCCGCUGCCUACGCUCGGCCCCGAAUCAUGUGUCGCCUUCUUCGUGAAUGGCAAGAGCCAGGGCAUCGCGUUCCAGGACCUCUACGACUACGUCCCGCUACGAACGCCGCCAAACAAGCACCAAGAGAAGCGGCGGACGAACCGGGAGGGGAUCCGCGAGCACAAGGAGAACUUUUUCGACGACGGCAGCCUCGGCUACUACCCGAUGAUCUCGCUCUUCAACGAGGCCGAGGUCCGACUCAAUCCUGGCCCCGACUUUAUAUACCCGCCGCCGCCGGACAUCGACGCGCUCCUGAUGGCGGACAAUCCCGACGAAGCGGAUAUCAAGCCGAACUCCGAGGAGCCGCGGCGCUGGAGACCGCUGUGCGAGCGGUACCCUGAGUACAUACAGGAGCAGUUCGCACUGGACAAGCAGGAGGACGAAGAGUUUUCGAAGCAGGUCAAGGACGCCGAAGCGAAAGAGCUCACCGAUCAGCAGCGGCGCGAGAUCCACCGUGCAAAGCGGCGUGCGCAGGCCGCCGCGCGCAAGGAACGGAAGCGCAAGGAGCAGGAGCAGACCGCGGUGGCUUUCACGUCCGCUCGGAGUUCGAUGGCGCCGCAGCUGAAACAGUCCUUCGAGACGAGCCGCGCGGCGUCGCUCGAGGCCGAGGCCGACAUGCUUGCUCCGCUGAGCGCAUCGGGCCUCCCGACGCUCGAGAGCUUCCCGCUCGGCGUGGAGACGCCGGACCCCGACGACGGGCACGGCAUGCGUCCGUACUCGAUCAUACAUGCCGUCGGCUCUGUGAACGACGUGCAGGCGUACUUCACCGAAGUUGCGCAGGACGCGAGCGAGUACAACACGGAGUAUGAGGAUAUCGGGGACGACGGGAGCAGCCGAGCGGGAGAUAUGGCUAUUGACGAGGAAUUAGCCCGGCUGUCGUAGCGUGCCCUCGAUCCAAGUGCUCUAAUAACCGGCCAUGUGUCGCUUCGUAUACUUGCCGUAUAUGAGAGUAAUGAUUGUGAGCCGCAAAGCGCGGAUUUAUAAGCAAGCGGUAUGCGUUUAUAUAUACAGACAUGGACGAAUGAUACGGGUAAGAUAGUCAUGUGGACGCUAAACAUGAAAGUAGAUUAAGUACAGCUAAGCAAGGUAAAUGCCAUCCCAAUGGGUAGAUCCAACGAAAUCAUGGGGUAUCGAGAGGUAUAGCAGGCGUUCAUCUGGCGUAUAGCGUGUAGGGGGCAGCAGCAAGGUCGUGCGGGGGCAUGGCAGGGUCGUAGCGUCUGCGCGACACGCUCAGGACAGUACAAUAUGCUCGACAGUAUGUGGAACGUUGCCGAUCAUGGGCCGCGACGCCUGCAAGGUCAUGUAGUACCCGCGGGGCGGAAGCGUAUCAGGGAUGUUGUCCGCGAACUGCUGGCCACACAUAUUCACGAGCGUGUCGUGGAGCAUCUUGGCGUACCGGUACGCGAGCGGCACACGUUCGCCUGCCUUCGACAGCAUUGUCCUACGCGUUGACAUCAGCUGCAGCACGAGGGAGCAGCAGAUUGGAAGGGAGCGUACCGUACGAACGAGAUUUCGCGCUGUAGUGGUAUGAGCUGGUCGCCCCUAAUACCGUCGAUACUUGCUCGAAGGAAGCGCACGAGUACCCGCCCGGCCAUGAACCAACACAUCUGUUCACAUUCAGUCA
Molecule: messenger RNA, 2974 nt
Organism: Phanerochaete carnosa HHB-10118-sp
Lineage: Eukaryota; Fungi; Basidiomycota; Agaricomycetes; Polyporales; Phanerochaetaceae
Exons: 2
Coding region: 292-2232 (646 amino acids)
Cellular component (GO): Set1C/COMPASS complex
Molecular function (GO): protein binding; transcription cis-regulatory region binding
Source: RefSeq, a predicted model, not a curated record